This is a messenger RNA of Acipenser ruthenus (sterlet), 1333 nucleotides long. RefSeq names its product lactate dehydrogenase D (gene ldhd). Gene Ontology annotation, biological process: lactate catabolic process. The record is from RefSeq and is a predicted model, not a curated record. Gene Ontology annotation, molecular function: D-lactate dehydrogenase (cytochrome) activity; D-lactate dehydrogenase (NAD+) activity; flavin adenine dinucleotide binding. Lineage: Eukaryota; Metazoa; Chordata; Actinopteri; Acipenseriformes; Acipenseridae. Gene Ontology annotation, cellular component: mitochondrion.
AUGAGUUGGGUCGAGCCUCACCCGUCUCACUUCAUCCCUCAGAGCCAAGGUGCAUUGGGGACCAACGCGGUGCUAUAUGGGACGAUGCAUGAGAACAUCAUGAACCUGGAGGUGGUGCUGUCUGACAGGACAAUCGCUCACACUGCCGACAAGGGGCGCCAAACUAAGAAGAGUGCAGCGGCCUACAGUCUGACUAAUCUGUUUGUAGACUUGAGGGGACGCUGGAUCAUCACCAAGGCCAUGCUGCGUCUGUACGAGAUCAUUGUCUCAACUGUCUGCUCCUUUUCAUCAGGCCAGGCGGCAGUGGACAGCACCGUGCUAAUCCUACAGUGUGACAUUCUGAUCGCUGGUAAGAGAUUCCUCUAUUUCUAGAUGAUUGACGCCUGUAACAGGUGCAGUAAGCUGUACUGCCCUGUCUCGCCGACACUCUUCCUCGAGUUUCAUGGCAGCGAGCGCAGUCUGGAAGAGCAGGUCUCUUUGGCAGAGGAGAUCACGAAAGCCAGCAGCGGCUCGGACUUCAGCUGGGCGAAGGACCAGGAGACGAGAAGCCGGCUGUGGAAGGCGCGGCACGAUGCCUGGUACGCAGCACUGGCAAUCAGACCCAGGUGCAAGGGAGCUUACUACACAGACGUGUGUGUGCCCAUCUCCAGGCUACCGCUGAUCGCUGUGGAGACAAAACAGGACCUGACCCAAAACAGACUCACAGGACCAAUUGCUGGCCAUGUGGGAGAUGGGAAUCUCCACUCUGAUCCCACAGACCCUGACGAAGUCCAGAGAGUUCAGGAGUUCACUGACCGUCUGGCCAGGCAUGCUCUGGCACUGGAUGGGACCUGCACAGAAGAGCACGGGGUGGGGCUGGGGAAGAGAGCUCUGCUGCGGGAGGAGGUGGGACCCCUAUGCAUGGGGGUGAUGGAGGGGGUCAAGGCCUUCCUGGACCCCCAAAACCUGAUGAACCCUGGGAAGGUUCUGUAGUAAUGCCCAGAACUGAUACUGAACCUCUGUCUCAUUUCUCACCAAGAGGACGACCCCCUCUGCAGCUCCGAUUGUGUGGAAAUACUAUAUAUAGCAUCCUCAGUACCUCACUUUGAAGAGGUGCUUAAAAAAGCCUCUGGUUUCUUGUUUCUAACCCGUCUUCAAAUCUACAUAACUCCUAUCACAUUAUUCUGUAGUUCCAGAUGUAUGUAGAAAUGGCAUGUUAGAGAUGGAUUGACUCCUCAGAACAUUUAUUUUAAAUCCUUAAUUUAUAUAAAUGCCAAGUUUUUAAAUGAUGUGCUUAAAAGAUUGUUUAUAUAUUUUACAUGCUAUACAGUAAAUGAUACAUCAUUUGUUCCUA